This is a messenger RNA of Zea mays, 893 nucleotides long. RefSeq lists its product as uncharacterized. The transcript has a single exon. The record is from RefSeq and is marked validated. NCBI's taxonomy places the organism in Eukaryota, Viridiplantae, Streptophyta, Magnoliopsida, Poales, Poaceae. The coding region runs from base 225 to 713 and encodes 162 amino acids.
AGCCGACAAUAUCCACAUCACGCUUCGCGAUUGCCUUCUCCAUCUUUGCUCCCUGGGGCGGGUCGGGGCCCACCCGCCCGCCUCGGCUGCUCAGCUCUGCUCUGCUCUGCUCCUCGCCUCCCUUCCCUUCCCUUCGCCUCCCCCAGCCAGCCAGGAAUCGCCACCGGCGGAAGCCAAGCAUCGUCCCAGCACCGGAUCGAUUCCGCCCGCCCGCCCGCCCGUCCAUGGAUCCGGCGGCCGAGCCGGCGGCGUGGCCGCCGUGGACGUCGCUCCUGCUGCGGGCGCUGAGCCGGCGGCGGACCUGGGUGGCGCUCUUCCUCGCCGUCUACGCCGGGCUGCUCUCGUCCUCCUGGUCCCUGCUCGCCUCCGUCCGCGCCUGGUACUACUCCGCCUCCUCGGCGUCCGCGGCGCCCGCCUGGCCCGCCGCGCUCUACGCGUCCGUCAUGUACGGCGCCGUGUUCGGCCUGCUCUCCAUGGCCGCCGCGCUCGCCGUCGCCGCGCCCGCCAUGCUCGUCACCUGGACCACCGUCCUCGUGCUGCUCGCCUUCGCGGGCCGCCCGCGCAGGUCGCUCGUCGCCGAGGGCCGCCGCGCCACCAGGGACAUCGCGGGCCUCGCGCUCCGCGUACUCCUGCGCGAGGGCAACGCCGUCGCCGCGCUCUGCGCCGCCGCAAGCUUUGCCGCGCUCCUCCUCGGCCACCGCGAUCACCAGUAGUAGCUCUAAGUCUGUUGCCGUCCUCUUCUUCUCGCGCUAGAUCUGCUACAACCUUACUGGUGUAGUUGUAAAUUAUCACACCAAGUUGUUUCAGUUACUCCACAAAUUGGACACUGAUGGCAUCUGUAAUGAAUGUAGCUUGUCACAUCACGCUCAGGUUCAAAAGAUUAUUUGGAUGAG